This is a messenger RNA of Brassica napus (rape), 2045 nucleotides long. RefSeq lists its product as uncharacterized. Bases 615 to 1124 code for a protein of 169 amino acids. The transcript has 2 exons. Lineage: Eukaryota; Viridiplantae; Streptophyta; Magnoliopsida; Brassicales; Brassicaceae. The record is from RefSeq and is a predicted model, not a curated record.
GUUUAUACUAUUGUACUCCUUUUUGUAUACAAUAUGUUUUUUUUAGUUGAAAAAAAAUAUGUUUAUUUUGUUCUAAAUGAAGAAACCACCAACUUGAAGUUUUUUUUGUAUGUAAACAGUAAACCCACGUAGUGUCUUCAACUCAAAAAAUUGGCAAUGUGGGUGGUGUACAAGUGUUUAAUUUGAACUUUGGGUCAGCCAAAGUUUUUAUUUGCUGAAAGACUUCCGGAAAAGACGUAACACAUUCUGUCCAAAUAACAUAUUCACAGAGUUGCCAUUGUCUCCUUUCAAUUGUUUUCACACGUGAGAAACUAUUUUCACCGACACAAAGUUUUCAUCCCCGUUAUUGUUUCUCUCUUUUCUCCAAAAACAACAAAAUAAUUAUUAUUUGUUUUUCAGAUCGUGAUCUGGUUAGCGUCUACUUAGCAAAUGAGACAUGAGACGGAGAACGGAAACGGAAGAGGCUCUUCAGAUCGUGAUCUGGUUAGCGUCUCCGGGAUCGGAUCCGCAAUGUUCUUCCGUGACCUUGAUUGCUUCUCUCAUGAUGAUUGGAGAUCCAUCCGAAGGGCUUGAACUUGCUUGGAUCGGCCAUUGAGGCGAGCCAUAGAGAAGCCAUGAUCUAUCGCUUUAAAGCGGAGAAGGCGGAAAAUGAUCCUGCUCGCAUGCGAGACGAGAUGUUGGCGCGAGAUGCUCAACUCGCUCGUGAUCAUGCCAGGGCUGUUCGUAGGGCGGAACGGAAGGGCAAGAGGGAAAUUGUCGAGGUGAUGAAGACUCGCGCCUCUCAAUUCCAGGUUGAGUACGGGAAUCUCAAGAACGCUUUCAACUCGCUGGGCGACUUCCGUGAGUGUCGCGGCUCAGUCGGGAGCCUUUGGAAGACGCGGGCGGAUGACUAUGUUUUCGAGAGGGAGAUGGAGUUAAUGAAGGGUGGCAUGAAGGAUCAUGCUCACGCUGAGAUGCUCAUUUCUUCGAUCGAUGGGAAGAUUCAGGGAUUCUGGGAUCCCAUCCCGGUUUCUCCUGAUACCGUAGAAACCACGACUGAUUUUGCCGGUGACGAUGAGGAAGUGAACUAUCCCGCAGAUGCAUUCAGAGCUUCCUUGUCCGGGAAUUUAAACUUUGAUCUGUGAGUGUUUGACGGGAAAAAGUUUUUCCCUUAUCUAGUAUUUUGCGGCCAAGUGUGGCCUUUGUUCAUAUAUGUCCGGCCGAGUGUGGCCUUCGAACUUUGUAUGGGCCUGUUUUGGCCGUUUUUAUUUUUAUCGAGACUGGCCGUUGGUGGCUUUGAACCCCUACCGCUAUCCGGUUUAUAUAAUGGAUGUCUGUUUGAGUUACCUUGUUUUGAGUGGGUUUGAAGUAAACAUGAGUUGUCUUCUCAUAUUUAACUUCGUUGAGGCGUUCAAUCUGUUAGUUUGUUCGUGAGUUUUGUCGUAGAAAUUAUUUAUUCUUACAGACUUUUCGGAAACGUCAAGAUAUGAACGGAGAGACAUGUUUUAGGAUCUCUUAUCAUUUAGAUAUCAUGUCUUGAGAUGUCUGAGACCAAUGCAAUGGGUUUAGGGUAAGACCUAGGUUUACUCUCGGUUUUAAAGUUUGUGCGGUGACUAGCCGGCUAUCGAUUUUCCUGUUGAGAUUUCUACCUGAUUCGUACCGUUUUAAAGUCCGUGAUAGGUUUUCGGCUUAUAUGACUUGUAUGGCAUGAACCGAGCAUCUUUCCAGAGACAAUUUUUAAGCCAACUGGAAGUGCUCGACCAAAAUUUCGGAUUUUUUUUUGUAGCGCGCUUUCGUCCUUAUGUUGGACGCUCGAAGAUCAAAAGAGUGAUCAAGUUGCGUUUGUUUAAGACGGCUGAUGUGUUCGUCGGGGCCAAUCGACGAAUGGAGUGUAAGGUUUUUGUGGUCGCCUUCAGACAAUUUGUUCGUUUCGUCUCGACUUUUAACUUGGCGACGUCUCGCAGUUAUUUCGAAGACUAUACGUAUAUUUUCAGUGCAGAAGAGAGAUUGUUUUGCGAUUUUGGGCCAUACGAGGCUACUGACAAGAGUAUUAACGUUUGUAGAUU